Molecule: messenger RNA, 6256 nt
Organism: Cydia strobilella
Lineage: Eukaryota; Metazoa; Arthropoda; Insecta; Lepidoptera; Tortricidae
Product: bridge-like lipid transfer protein family member 3B
Exons: 28
Coding region: 98-3856 (1252 amino acids)
Source: RefSeq, a predicted model, not a curated record
ACACAAAAGAAAAGGUCGUACAGGUUCUGUUCUACAAUAAUGAUUUUUUGAUAAUUUCCUUUGAGAUUAGUUAGAAGUUUAUGAUUUAGUUACAGAAAUGGUUACUAUAAUAAAGAACCAAUUAUUGAAACAUCUCUCAAGGUUUACAAAGAAUCUAUCACCCGAGCAGAUAUCCCUAUCAGCACUCCGAGGCUCCGGAGAGCUGCAAGACCUGACCCUCGACGAGGAUCUGCUGACGGACUUGCUGGAGUUGCCGGGAUGGCUACGACUGACAUCGGCAUCCUGCAACAAAGCGACUUUCCGGAUACAGUGGACGAAGCUGAAGACGGUGCCUAUUGUGUUGAAACUAGAUGAGGUCCGGAUAGCCUUAGAAGUAUGUGCGGAACCCAGAGUAAUGAACCCCGGCGCUGCGGGCGCCAUGCCCGCCGCCGGUAAAUACAGCUACAUUCAUAAGGUAAUAGACGGAAUCUCGGUGGUUGUGAAUCAAGUGCAAAUAGACUUCGCGUGCGACGCGUUCACGAGCAACGUGCAGAUAUCCAGGGUGACGGUAGAAUCAAGGACGCCGGAGGGCCGACGGGGGGACCUAAGACUGACUAGAAUCAAGAAUCCUGACACUGGACAACUUUUAAUAUUUAAGGAGCUAGAAUUUCAGAGCGCUCGGAUAGAAGCCAAACCACACGGAGCGUCCGCGAAUUUACCACCACUAAGACUGUUACUGGGCAACACACACUGCCGAAUUGUGAUUAAAAAGAGGCUGGCGGAUUGUGCCGUGAUAGGUUCUCGUCUAGCCAUCCGACCUGAGCCGGUGGCGUGGGCGUUAACUGAUGGUCAACUCCGAGCGAUGUUAGCUUGUGCCGCGGCUUUGGCUGAACCCGUGAAGCGAGCCACUGCCGCUGCCACCAGGGCCAAGGCUGCCAGAAAGGUAGAAGAGCCGUUGGAACAGAUCCACAGCCGCUCGUCGUCGAGCGAGCACGACAUUCUAGCGCGAAUGUUCGCUAAGCACGACGUUCGGGAAACAUCCUAUCAUUUGUUGGCGCCUAGAAUAGACCUGCAUUUAUGUGACGAUCCCGGCUUGGGCCGAUCAGAACAUCCGUCCCUUUCUAACGGCGGCGCGCUUCAAGUAACUUUAGUGAGCAUGCAAGCCGACCUAUUUCCUUACCACAGAGCUUCCAACGAUCGAAGACAUUGGCGGGGAUACCGGGAAGCCGCUACACCUCACACCCAAUGGUUAUCGCAAGCCUUAUCGUCGUUUUGUGGGUCACUAUUAGACGUUUUGGAUCCGAGACCUUUACCGCCUAGUAAUAAGCCCAGUCAAGUGGAGAAGGAACCCGUGUCAAAUGGCUUCAGUCACAAACCGACACCCACACAAACUAGUGCUUCCACCGCUCCGUCCGCCAACACUACCUCACAAGUUUCUCCUACGAGAACGAAGAUUCUCCAGCAGCUGGGCAAGUUAAUGACCACGUGCCUCGUACUUAGGAUAGAUGAUUUUACUGUUUACAAGGUGUCUACGAAAUCUCGAGAAACGCCGCGUCCGUUAGUGUGCGCAGAAAAGUCCACAAUGCCGGGCGACGCGGGUUUACUACACGCUGAACUUACACAUUUCUACUAUCCGGGAGACGUUAACUUUCCUAUCCCCGCCCCCAAGCUGUACGUGCAACUGAGCCCCGUGCGAGUGCUGGUGGACGUGGCGAGCGCCGUGUGGCUCGGCGCCUUCCUCCCGCACGUAGCCCGCGCCGCCAGCGCCGCCGCCACGGCCGUCGGGGCUCCUGUAGGGACUGCGUCGGGAGCUCCGGCUGGUGGAACUGCUUAUUACGAUGUCCGAGCUGAAGCUAUAAUGCCUAAAAUAGUGCUAGAGGCUGGACCGGAACACAUUCCUCAACAACGCGACCGGCCUAAAGAGCUGCACAUAUGCACCGCCAGAGCCAUGCUGACCAACGUACGAGAAUCGCCAAGAACCAACACGGCGGGCACGCGCGCGGACCUGGCGUCCAUCCUGGCGGCGCUGCGCAGCCUGGCGCCGCCGCGCGGCCAGUUCCCGUGCAGCGCGGACGACGCGGAUCCUAUACAUGAACAGUUCGUGCUGCACGCUGAAAACCUUGAUGACAUAGAUCGCGGAACAGCAGUUUCUCCCGAGUUACUUUGGCGGGAAAAUAGGAGUAUAUGGUGCGCUCGAGUGGAGCCGCUGUGGGCGGACCUGUGCGGUGCGCGCGCCACCAACUACAAGCCGGCGCCUCUGCUGGACGCCUGUCCGCUCACAGCCUGGCUAUGCUUCAACGAGGACUUCUCCCGCAUCUGGGCAGUAGCUCGCACCACCGGCCUGGCCGGCCUGCAACUAAACCACUACCAAAUGCUCUUUCUUCUGCGCCAACUUGAACGGGUCUCGGAGAUGAUGGCUUGGUUGGCUCAUGAUGCUGCUAGGCAACCUGACGCCAGUGCAGGAUCAAUAGUUGUAGGUGUGGUUGUACCAGCAGUGGAACUGACGCUGGUUCUCCCCUCGAACUGCCCUGGACAAGAGUCCUCCAGAGACCUAGACAGUGUUCCUUUGGACUCUUCUAGCCUUCAGGACAUGAAAAUGGGAUCUGAAGCGACAAUGGCGCCAUCUACACUAGUCGGCGAUAGCGGUAUCAUCAGCAGUACACAGCCUGUGGAGAUAUGCUCAGCUCAACCUCUUCCCGCCGAGGAAAUGCCACCACCCAGUCCAGGCCUUAGUUUUGGAGGUUUCUCGUCAAUGCGUCGCGGCCUGACGUCGCUAGUGACAUCUAUCGACAGCGCGUGGACGCGCGACGACGCGCGUAGCGACGCCGCCUCCACAGCAUCUUCUGACAGCGAACGUUAUGUCGUCGUGGGCUUGGCUUGUGAAUCUCCUCUCGACGCUGAUCAGGCAUUCAGAGAGUUCGAACACGGGCGUAUGUCUACGACCGGGGUAGAGGUUGCGUCGGAAGUUUUGGAGCGUUCCUCUUCGCCCAGCGACCAUUCUGUAACCAGCUCCUGUCGCCGGCGAGAUGUGAUCUCGACGUGCACUUGGCGCCUGCACGACGUGCACGCCGUGCAGCACAGCGGCGCCGCCUCGCGCCUGCGCCUCGCCGCCGGGGACCUGCGCACCGACGAGUGCGCCGCCAUACCCUGGGACGAGUUCCAGAACAAAUUCUCGAUGCGAGCGAGGGCUUGGACCGAGCCGGCCGUGGACGAGUGCGAUCUGAAGCCUAGGGAAAUACCAAAAGUCGCCGCUAGGAUGACGAGAACUGAACUACCAAGGGUUCCUGAUGAAAACGGUGUAACAUCAGGGCUGGCGCCAUUCGAGGAACUGCUAGAAGCGCGUGUUCGAGAAGUGAGCAUAGCUCUCAACAUGAGCACGGCCCUGGCGCUCGCUGAGUUCAUAGAAGACGAGGUGCUGGUCCCGCCUAUGCCUUUGGAAGUGUUAAUAGAAAACGUGAAACUCCACCUAAACGAAGACCGUCCAACCCGCUCCAUUUCCUCCCCUCCCCCGCAACCCCUCGACAUCGCCCUCACCACCCUCCGCCUCACCAGGGACGAGAACGGCAUUCUCCGACUCGGCCCUCCUGAACACAACCCGUCCCCGUCGACACCGCAGCAACCGGAAUUGGAGGAAGCGAAAGGGAAGAUAGAUAGCUUGAGUAGAGAAAAUGAAGAGUUGAGAAAAAGGCUGAUGACGUUGGCUAGGAUUGCGGAGGAUAACAGAGAUUUGAGAGCUAAAGCGGAAGAGGUGUCGGUGUUACGUCAGUGCGUGCACACGGCGCAGCAGGAAGUAUCUAGUUUGCUGGCCGACAAGCAGGAGUUGCUGGAGGCCGUGCGAGUUUUGCAGGAGCAAUUAGGGGUGCGCGGGAAGAGGUAGCGCUCCCUUGGCCGCGCCGGCGGCGACUGCUGCAGCCUCGACUGCACGCACUGCUGCGGCGAGCCGUAAGCCGUAAGCCGUAAGCCGUAAGCACUGGCUGUCUAUACCGAGGAGAGCGGCCGUAAUACAGCGGUGAAUGAUGUCACUAGAAUAUUGUCUCUGUAAACCAAACGGCGCGGUUUCCUAGAGGGCGGUGUUUGACACCGUAACGUCAAUAAGCGGUGCCGCCUCUUGCGUGACGGCCGUGUUGAUGGUGUCGAUAGUUUCGUGAACGUUUUAUUUUAUAGCGGUGAAGCCAUUUCUACUAAAAUCUCAAAUGUUCUGUACCACGAGAUUUGAAUAAAUGAUCUUCCACCCUACGAUUAGUUUCCUCUUCUGGUGAUAGUUCAUCCUCCAAGUAAAUUAUUAAAGCUAAAUCAAGGUCGUCCAUUUUCGCCCCUGGAUACGUUUCGUUUGACAUUGGUGGCUGACGGUGUGUUAUGACGCCGUGGAACUUUCCACAUGUCGUCACCGUAAAGACGGCCGUCUUUUUGCAUCCGCUAUAUGAGGGCAUCGCUUUCUUAGGAAACCAGAGCUUUGUCACCACAAGUGUAACGAGUUUAGAUUUCCAGGACUUAAGCCCGCCUCAGUGUUAGAGGGCGCAUCGAGAGUUUAAUGUACGAUUCCCACCGACCGGCUGGAGUCGGGCCGCGUCGGAACGCAUUUUCAAUGUGCCUCAUGUAUGGCAGACACGAUGGAAUCCAUCCGGAGCCGUCCGCGUCCGGCCGUACAAUUGUGAAAUGCGCUUCGACUCCGCCAGUUCGGUGGGUAUCGUACUUAACUUAGACCAUGGAACGCACGAUCCCGCUCGACUUUAAUGCCGACCAUACAUUUAUUUAAUGUUUGGUCACUGUUGAACUUCCAGGAGAUAUGAGUAGCACUGAGGCCGAUUGUAUAUGUUUGCAUUUCUUUUGCGGACGCCCAGCUUCCACACUGGAGCGUACAUCGGGCGGGCCGUAUGCUUGUUUGCCACCGAGGUGGUAUUAAAAAAAAAUCUGUUUGCACACCAAAAAGAAGGCAGCAUGAAACUUUACAAUACAUUAUUCUACAUUCAGUGACUUCAGUAAGUCAAACGUUGUAACUCACUGUAAUGGCGAGCUAAUUUGACGGCUAACCGACCACUAUAUAGAAAGCUUCCGCUACACUCAUGAAGUACAUAUAUAAAGGACAACACUCACGUUUUUUAAGUCGAAAAUUUCUCGGCAUGUAACGCUCUAUAACGAAGAACUUUAUCUUUGUCGAAAAAACAGUCUCACUCCCUAUUCAAGUUAUACACGAAUAUGCCACCAUAUUUCACAUUACUAUUCCAGUUUUUUUCUGCUGCUUUUUACGACCUAGCAGUCAGACCGAAAAUCUUAACAGUAAUGCCAAUUUUAUUUACAAUCUAUAACCGUCAAACGUGUGGCAUGUUGAUCAAUAUCAAAAUGUGGUAUUUAGAAAAUAUUGGUCGAGGAGGGCAAAUGUGAUUACUGAUAUUUUAUACUUGCGUACUUAUAGUGUGCAUUUAUUAUUGAGAAAUAAUUUUAAUGUUACAAUGCGAAAGUUUCAGAAACUGCAGUUUUGGGGGAAAAUGUAUGUACCUGGCAACACUGAUACAAAAGUGUUGCUAGUGUUGUGUUUCUGAAACUGACGUGGUUCCUUUGAUGUAGUUGUUAUAAUGUUUCAAUCCAUAUUCAAAGCAUAUCGUGUCAAGAUUUUGUAUGUAUUGUAUUAUUUUAAUAACAAAACUUCCGUGAGACACAGACAUAUUAAAUAUAUUAAUAACGGGUCACUCACGUAUUUUAAACGCUCGACAUGUUUCACUCCGUACCGAGGAGCGUCAUCAGGAGCUUGAAGCAAACAUGCUAAUUAUAUUUCAUGUCUGCUAGAGUGGAGCCUUUGAGUAUGGAUUGUAGCAAUUUGUAAUACUGGUUUGUUUGUUGAACUCAACACACAUUAUUUUUGGCCCAGUGUUUUUAAUAGGUGUUCUAGUUAAUUCACUUUGGUGUUAGUUAUAUGUAGGGGUCAGUGUUACUAUUUUAAUAUCUAAUUUUUAGUAAAUUACUUGUUGUAUUAAUAUUUGAGCAGCUGGCAAAUAUCUUUUUUUUGUGUGGUUGUGGUACAGCAAAGAGAUUAGUAUUGCGAUAUAGCCUGGCCCGUUUAAAUGCUUUUAGCCAAGCUACUUAAUAGUUUAACUUCUUCAGAUAUUAACUUCAGACAAUAGCUUACCUAGAAGUUUUUAAACAGGGCUUUUAUAAAAUGUGACACCAAACAUUUCCUAGGCUAAGAUUUUAAGUAUAAGGGACAGAUUAUAGCCAUAUACAUACUAUAAUUAUAUUUAUUGUGGUAGCUUCAGUUUGUACAGUCGCCAUCAGAUAUAUC